Messenger RNA from Protopterus annectens (West African lungfish), 2300 nucleotides. RefSeq names its product cerebellin 4 precursor (gene CBLN4). Bases 930 to 1544 code for a protein of 204 amino acids. The transcript is spliced from 3 exons. Gene Ontology annotation, molecular function: protein binding. The record is from RefSeq and is a predicted model, not a curated record. Lineage: Eukaryota; Metazoa; Chordata; Ceratodontiformes; Protopteridae.
GGAAGCCGAAGUGAAAAGGGCAUUAUAUGUGACUUGCCAAAUGUCAGCCCUUUAACUCGUUAAACCUUUUUCCUGUGCAGAGAAACUGCAGAUGUUUCUUGUAGUGUAUGUUGCAGUGAUAGACCUGUAUUUUAGGAAUUGCGCCUCCUUCUCACCUUUCUGCAGCCAACAAAACGCUGUACUUUUAUUAAAUACCAGCAGUGUAAAUUUAACCCUGUAUUCAUAGCUAGAUACUGAGUACUUCUAACGCGUGAUUCCUUCUUUGAAUACACAUUGUGGAGCUGAACUUCAUCACCCAAUCAGACUACCUAUUAAUAUCUGCACUAUAAAUUUACUCUCUGCACAUCCAUUUGAUUUUUGCGCUGUCCAUCCCGUUUGUUAUAUAAAAUGCUUGGGAUCUAAGCUGCAAAGGGGAGUCAUCUACUUUCACGCUCGAGAUACAGUCUCACUACGGAGGAGUGCAUUUAAUGAAUGGCUUGGUAAAGACAGGUCACAGAUCGAGGAGCCCAGUUCUGACAAUAUGAAUUUGGGAACUGUAACUAGAGACUCCAACUUGUAACCACCCUGGCACUGAAAUCGGAAAAAAGGAUCUCAGCACUUGGCAGGCUGGGGUAGGUGCAGCCUCUGUAAUCAAUAUCACGUUGCAUUCAGUCUCCAACAGACAGGGGGAAAUGAUCCGAUAGACAAAAUCAUGGCAACGUCAAAUGUUUUGUUUCCCCGCGAUCAACCUCAGCAGUAAUUCACCUUAGGGUUCUUUGGACGAAGCAAAAAACAUAGACGUUGUCGAAUUUUGACUCAGAAAGGAACAUAGAGGGGAUCAAUUAAACGGAAAAGAAGAUUUAGAAGUAAAACAGUGGGUGAAGCUGGGAAGCUCGGUGGGGUUGACUGUUCGGCACUGCUUAGUACAGGGUGAGUGCGCAACAUACAGGAUGGUGCUGAAAGGGGUAUUGAUCCGGGAGCUGUCCAUGGUACCAUCUCUGGCGCUUUGCUUGGCUCUACUAACUGCUUUUGUCGGAGCCCAAAAUGACACAGAGCCCAUCGUCUUGGAAGGAAAAUGUCUUGUUGUUUGUGACUCAAACCCUACAAGCGAUGGCAAAGGAUCUUCUUCUUCCCCCUUAGGGAUCUCUGUCCGGGCUGCUAACUCAAAGGUUGCUUUCUCAGCCGUUCGGAGCACAAACCACGAACCUUCAGAGAUGAGCAACAAAACUAGGAUUAUCUACUUUGAUCAGAUUCUGGUGAAUGUGGGCAACUUCUUUACCCUGGAAUCUGUUUUUGUUGCACCAAGAAAAGGAAUCUACAGCUUCAACUUUCAUGUAAUUAAGGUUUAUCAGAGUCAGACUAUUCAGGUCAAUCUGAUGCUAAAUGGUAAGCCAGUAAUUUCUGCUUUCGCAGGGGACAAGGAUGUCACUCGAGAAGCUGCAACUAAUGGAGUUCUACUAUAUCUAGACAAGGAGGAUAAAGUUUAUUUGAAAUUGGAGAAGGGCAAUCUUGUCGGAGGAUGGCAGUAUUCCACAUUUUCUGGUUUCUUGGUCUUCCCUCUUUAAAAAAAAGUAAUAAUAAUAAUAUUGAAUUUCUUCCAGGUAUGGACUGGCAUUCCCUUUUGUUUAUCUGACGAUCAUUUUACCAUCCUUGGAUUAAUGUGUUUUAUUGGUUUCUCAUGAGUAAAUGUGGACUAUAUGCUAAAGCAUUUCAGAUCUUUUGGAAUAAUGGCAAAAUGUCAGUUUGUGUUAAAGAAUUGCAUUUGGACGUUUUCCUUCAAAUAACAAUGACUCCAUUUCUCCUUAGUGUUACAUCUGAAUCUGUUAGCCUCCUGUAUCUAGAUGCCUUGUGCACAGGACAUGGCCUUGUUUUGGAUUUGAAGGCUUGACAAUUACAUUUGCUCAUUGACAUAUCCCUGUUGUUAUGUUUUUUAAAGCAGCUACCAUCUGUAGAUUACUGUUGAAGUACUGUAUAUUGACUUACAUAUGCAUUUCUCUAUAUUUGCCUUCAGAGAUGUGAAACAUUCAAAGUCUACAUGUAAAUGAUAAAAGUGCAUUUGUAGGUAUUUUCAGCAGGUACCAUUGCUUUUCCACAUAUCUCUGUAAUUACUCAAGAAGAAGACACACUGUAUAAUUAUUAAGGAACAAAAUAGUACGUUGAAUUCAAAGCUAACAUCUUAGAUAGCAUAAACAUUGUAAGAGUUAAUAUUUUGUCAAGUUAAAACUGCAGCUGUUAAGGUUUUGUACAGGUCCUUCAGAGAUAAUUACAUGUUUUUUUUUGAAAAUCUAGAAAAUCAUGAAGAAUAAAUCAAAAUACAUUGA